CACAAACAUGUUGGCGUUUAUUAAUUUUUUUGUGGUUACUCUUGUUGCUGUAUUUACCUUGGCCAAUGCUCAAUGCGCUAGUAACUUGGGCACAUGCUACAGUUCACUUGCAGGAAGAGACUUUUCUGGCUGGUACCAAGAAUGUUCAGACAAGAUUCAAAAUCAAGGUCUUAAAGCUGGUACCUGGAAGGCUACUGUUGGUAACUGGGAUUCUGGAGGACAAGGCUGUGAAUGUAUAUACACCUCAUCAGUUCCUGGCGCAUGGCAAAUUGCUAGAAGAUCACUUUGGGAUAAAGUAAUUGACAAGAAGCAUGAAUGUAACAAUUCGAUAUACUACAAUGUCUGUAAAUUUGGCGAUGGUCAAGUGAAUUAUAGCUUCAAAUGUCGAUAAGCAGUUAUUUCCCUAAAUCAUCCUUUCUUUAAUAAACACAGAC
This is a messenger RNA of Gilbertella persicaria, 434 nucleotides long. RefSeq lists its product as uncharacterized. The record is from RefSeq and is a predicted model, not a curated record. Lineage: Eukaryota; Fungi; Mucoromycota; Mucoromycetes; Mucorales; Choanephoraceae. The transcript has a single exon. Bases 8 to 391 code for a protein of 127 amino acids.